AUGCGUCAAUCAGUCUUUGCUCUUGCGGCUCUUUCUUUAUGGCAGAGUUGCACUGCUCAAGGUACCAAGGAAACUCUAGUUCCAUAUCAUCCGAGGGACAUUGGUCUUCAGAGAAGAGAUGCCCCUCCGAGCGUCACUCUUCAAAAUGAACUCAGUCUUAUCUGGGGAUCAUCAAAUGGUUCAACUUUUGUCAAUGUAACCCUUAACACAGGCGAAACCGAACUUGUUAUAUCCACCGAACAUUUUUCCGACAGUCUCACAGAUGUGCAAUGCAACGGUGACCUUGUUCUUACCUUCAAAGACAAUGCUACUUUCCAAGAUGCCAUUGCCGAUUGGUCCUGGGUCAAUUUCCAUGAAAACCGCACAUUCUUCAUGAUCAAUAACUGGGGUGCAUGCGCUGCUGCAUCGGAAUCCGGUAGACAGCCAUGGGUUGUUCACGGAGUCGAUGUCUAUGAUGAGCAAAACUUCAUUGUCAACUUCAAUGCUACUCUUUCAGACUGGGAUGAUGUUAUGACUGGUGCCGUUAUUGAAUUCGGUGCCAUGUCGACAUCCUCUUCAUCAAAGAGAACCGACACCAUUAGCAAGACGCUAUCUCUUAACAUGGCCCACAGUCUUCCUCAGACCUUUUUCAGCAAAUCCACCAACAGUGGACUUGACUUCUCUAUUGACUGUCCUGGCUGUGCUACCACCGGUGCUAUCGAUGUUCAAGGAAAGAUUGUUAUGAAUACUGUCAUUGGUAUUCCAACCAGUGUCAAGUCUAUCUCUAUCACUACUACUCCAAAAGGUGUAGGUGCUAACUUGGCUCUUGGAUUUUCUGUUUCUGGUACAUUAGGUAGUGGAUGGACCAAAGACUGGAACUUGGUUACUGUUGGUCUUCCAGGAUGGUCUAUUCCAAAGAUCAUCGACUUGGGUCCUCAAUUCACCGUCGAUGCCGGUUUCGCUCUCAGUGGUAUCGAAGGAAGUGCUUCAAUCAGCGCUGGUGUCAACGUUGCCAUUCCAGAUUCUUCCUCCGCUGUUCUUGGUAUUAGUGGUGUUGAUUCUAGCUUCAACGGCUGGGUUCCAACUGCUACUCCUCAAACUCCUAAGGUCAGCGUUCAGGUUGAUGGAAGCUUAGAAAUGUACACCGAAAUUGGUCUUGAUGUUGGACUUACCGUUCUCAGCAAGUGGGGUUUCGGAGGUGGACUUUUCCUCAGAAUUCCAGACGUCAAAAUUGAUCUUGGAGCCGAGUUCAAUACUCAAGGUGUAUGCCCUGGAUCAGCCGAUAUUUUCGGUGUCACUUUAGGUGCAACUGUUGGUGUCGAUCUCAAUCUUGGUGUUUACACUGAAUCUGGCGGAGACAAGAGCUGGAAGGCGAAAACCUCUAUCUAUACCAACAACAACUUGAUCACUCCUAUUGACAAAUGUUUCCCGCUCGGCCCAACUCUUCCAGCCGGUGGCAAGGUCUCCAUCAAGACUGUCGGCACCGUUCCAGUUUCUUCUGCUAAGGCAGUUUCUACCACCAAGGCUGAUAGCACCUCUGCCAAGCCUAUUAGUGCUGUCUCUUCAUCCAAGGCAUCAGCCGUUUCUGCUAGUGCCACUCAUAAGACUUCAGGAUCAGUAUCAGCUUCUAGUAUCAAGGUUUCUGGAACCGGUGUAUCUUCAUCUAUCAAAGUCUCUGGAACCACUAAACCUUCUUCCAUAAAGGUCUCCGGUACUGGAGUUUUCUCCAGUAAAAUAACUGGCACUGGUAUUUCUGGAUAUGGCGCGAGUAAAAUCGCUGGAACUGGCGUUUCUUCAAGCAAGAUUGUUGGAACUGCCGUUUCAUCAUCUGCACACGGGUAUGGAUCUGCUCCAGCUUCUCCCUCUGCUCAUGGAUACGGCUCUGCUUCAUCUUCUUCCUCUGCACUUGGAUAUGGAGCUGCCUCAGCUUACCCUACUACCACAAAACUCUCCGGAACAGGAGUAUACUCUUCUAGCAAAGUCGCUGGUACUGGUGUCACUUCAGCUGCCUCUUAUGGUACUCACCCCGAUACUACCGCUUCAUCCAUCAAGGGUGCUAGUACUUCAACUUCCAAGACUUCGGGUACUGUCGUGGUUAGCAGCUCACUUUACAUCUCCGCCUCAGGAGUUAGCUUAGUCAAGACUGCUAUCGGUUCUUCUGCAUCAUCUGCUCUCGGUCUUGAGACUAGUAAAGUUUCCCCUUCUUCAAUUAAGGCAACAGCUACAGGCGGUGCUCCAGCUUAUGGAGGAUCCUCCACUUCUUCCGCUCUUGAUCUCGAGACUAGUAAAGCUUCCUCUUCUUCAGCUAAGGCAGCCACUACAACUGGUGCUCCAGUUUAUGGAGGAUCUUCCACUUCUUCCGCUCUUCGUCUCGAGACAAGCAAAGCUUCUUCCACCGCUGCAUCUUCCACUCAUAUUUCCAGCACAAUCAUAGCAAGCUCUACCACAACCAAAGCCUUCACAACCGUCAUCCCAACCAAGACUGCUACCGGAACUGUUGCCCCAGCACCAAUAGCCACAGGUACAAUCUCCACCUGUGACAAAUGGGUCACCAUCGAAGAUAACAACUGUUCUUGCACCAACAUUGAGAACUACUACGGUGUCAGCGCCACCAACCUUGAUCUCUGGAACCCCGGUCUCGGAAGCGAGUGUAAAUUGACCGUUGGACAAGCUGUCUGUAUUGGAGUCAAGGGUUCUUACAAGCGAUCUGUUAAUGGUCGUCUUGCUCGAUUCAUUGAUGCUUAG
Messenger RNA from Botrytis porri, 2724 nucleotides. RefSeq lists its product as uncharacterized. The record is from RefSeq and is a predicted model, not a curated record. NCBI's taxonomy places the organism in Eukaryota, Fungi, Ascomycota, Leotiomycetes, Helotiales, Sclerotiniaceae. Bases 1 to 2724 code for a protein of 907 amino acids. The transcript has 2 exons.